AGCGCUUUCGGGGCCGUUGCCGUGGAAGCGGAAGCGGAAGCGGAAGCGCGGUCGGAGCGGGCCGGAAGCGGCGCGGGCGGUGCGAUGGCGGGGCUGUCGGUGCGGGACCCCGCCGUGGAUCGCUCCCUGCGCUCCGUGUUCGUGGGGAACAUCCCGUAUGAGGCCACGGAGGAGCAGUUGAAGGACAUCUUCUCGGAGGUUGGGCCCGUGGUCAGCUUCAGGCUGGUGUACGACAGGGAGACGGGCAAGCCCAAGGGCUAUGGCUUCUGCGAGUACCAGGACCAGGAGACGGCGCUCAGCGCCAUGCGCAACCUCAACGGGCGCGAGUUCAGCGGCAGGGCGCUGCGCGUGGACAACGCCGCCAGCGAGAAGAACAAGGAGGAGCUCAAGAGCUUGGGCACAGGUGCACCCAUCAUAGAGUCACCCUAUGGGGACCCCGUCAACCCAGAGGAUGCCCCUGAGUCCAUCAGCCGGGCAGUGGCCAGCCUGCCACCCGAGCAGAUGUUUGAGCUGAUGAAGCAGAUGAAGCUGUGUGUCCAGAACAGCCCCCAGGAAGCCAGGAACAUGCUGCUGCAGAACCCCCAGCUGGCUUAUGCACUGCUGCAGGCCCAGGUGGUCAUGAGGAUCGUCGACCCAGAGAUCGCGCUGAAAAUCCUGCAUCGCCAGACCAGUGUUCCUCCUCUGAUCCCAGGCAACCAGCAGGCAGUGCCAGGGCCGGGGCCUGGGCCGGGGCCAGGGCCUGGGCCAGGGCCCAACGCGCAGCUGAACCCGCAGAACACCCCCUCAUCCCAGCCACAGCCCAUGGGCGGGAUGCACGUCAACGGUGCUCCUCCUCUGAUGCAGCCACCCAUGCAGGGGGGAGUGCCAGCCCCAGGACAGAUGGCAGCCCCUGUGCAGGGCCCAGGCCCUGGCCCCAUGGCUCCAGGAGGUGAGUUUGGGCUGAGCUGCCCCACCUGUGAGCACACAGGUCCUGCAGACACCCCCUCUGCUUUCCCCCUAACCACAGCGAGAGCACGUGUAGUCCUGUACUGUACAUUGUGGUUGUGCUGCUGCCAGAGGUGGGCUGCAGAGUUGGAUUGUCCCUCAGGGGGAGCCAACACCAAGGGAAUAAAUCUCCAGAUGCUCCCCGAGGAGCUGGGAGCGAGAAGGUAUUUGGGACCAAAGGACCAGGUUAGUUAUCAGGGAUGGCUGAGGAGGGGUCUGAUCUCUGCCUGUCCCCUCUCAGGUGGGAUGCAGCCACAGGUUGGGAUGCCGGGUGCAGGGCCUGUCCCCUUGGAGCGUGGACAAGGGAACCUGCAGCUCUCGCCCGUGGGACCUGCCAGGCCUGCGUCUAUCGAACGCGUUCAAGUGCCCAUGCCAGACCCGAGGGCCCCUAUGCAGCGUGGACCUCUACCUGCUAGUGGCCCGCCGCCCCGAGGCCUUUUGGGAGAUGCCCCGAAUGACCCUCGCGGAGGGACCCUGCUCUCAGUCACUGGAGAAGUGGAGCCCAGAGGUUACCUUGGGCCGCCCCACCAGGGAGCCCCUAUGCACCAUAUGCCUGGUCAUGACAGCCGUGGCCCCCCCCAUGAGAUGAGGGGGGGACCCAUGGGAGAACCCCGACCACUGAUGGGAGAGCCGCGGGGGCCCUUGAUGGAUGCUCGAGUUGGAAGAGAUCCCCGAGGGCUGGAGCCACGAGGGCUGGAGCCGCGCGGGCUGGAGCCGCGGGUGCUGGAGGCGCGAGCGCUGGAGGCGCGGGGCCUGGAGCCGCGGGUGCUGGAGCCACGGGUGCUGGAAGCCAGGGCCAUGGAGGCCAGGGGCCUGGAGCCCCGGGGGCUGGAGCCUCGAGGGCCCGGUCCCAACCCGCGGGGCCCGAUGCCUGGUGGGAUACAGGGUCCUGGGCCGCUUAACAUGGGAGCCAGCGGCCCGCAGGGGCCCCGCCAGGUUCCUAACAUGGCUGGGGCAGGCAUGCAGGGAGGAGGCAUACCUGGGGCAGGAGUCCAAGGGGCUGGUCAGCCUGGAGGCUUUAGCCCUGGACAGAGCCAGGUCACGCCCCAGGACCACGAGAAGGCAGCACUGAUCAUGCAGGUCCUGCAGCUGACAGCAGACCAGAUCGCCAUGCUGCCCCCAGAACAGCGGCAGAGCAUCCUCAUUCUGAAGGAGCAAAUCCAGAAAUCCACGGGGGCACCCUGACAGGCACAAGAUGGAGAUGCCUUGUGCCUGGACAGAGGUGGUGCUCCAUGGCAGCUGCUUCCCAUUGCUACCUGAGCUGAUGGUGCAUUUUAGCAGAGGUUAUGUCACUCUCGAGGUUUUUCCCUCCAGUUCAUCCUUUUUUUUUGUUUGUCUGGUUUUUUUUUUUGUGUAUGUUUUAUGGUGUUUGAAAUAAAGUGGGAGGAGGGUUUGAGUAAA
Messenger RNA from Taeniopygia guttata (zebra finch), 2385 nucleotides. NCBI's taxonomy places the organism in Eukaryota, Metazoa, Chordata, Aves, Passeriformes, Estrildidae. The record is from RefSeq and is a predicted model, not a curated record.